AGAUCGCCCAUGUAUUAUAGUCGCUUUCUGAAAUCAUUGAAUUUUUAAAAAAAAAAAAUACACGCAUUUAUCUUGUAUAGAAUUCGAAGAAAAUGAAGAGCUUUUCCGUAAUCGCCGUGCCAAUCAUUUUGGCUUUUUUAGCGAUCAACACGUCUGCGAACGAUCCGUUCUUCGGACAAAACAGCUGUGACGUUAAGUAUAACCUGCACGAAAAAUUAGCUUCGGUGAUUAAUGACGAAGUAGGCAUAGAUUUGGUCAAUGAAUUGCGACAGCACGUAAAGAAUGUCUGCUUGGACCCAAAGGCCCACAAUGCAAUCGUUUCGCUAGCUGACGGGAUCAUCGACGUGACGACCAACACUAAUGUCUCACAAACUCUGGGAAAUGUAUUCUACUGGGCCAGGAAGAUCAUGAAGGAUCCUAACUUCCGUUCUGUUUGGCACGAGUCUAUGAAAGGUGUGAACAUGUGCUUUGAUAAUAUCGACGUCACUAACCAGAUAACAGAAACGUUAUUAAACAAUUUAACUUUGUUGUUGAACCAUCCCAAAUUCGACACCACAUUCGAAGCGGUGAUCAAAAAUCUGUCCAAGGUGAUCAACUUCCGCCAGAACAUCAUGUCCAGAGCUGCAGGUUUGCUUUCCAAACCAUCGAUGAGACGGUCUAACUCCCGAAACGGCAGGCAAUAAUUGCAAUAGAAUUGUGUCCGCUACAACGAAAAAAUGCAAAUUUAAAAAUAAUAGCGAAACAAGAACAUAAACAUAAGAGUAAAAUAAAAAUAAAAAAUAACAUUUUUAAAUGUUUUCCGUUUAUCCUAAGACAAACAAUUAAUUGUACGUUUGUUCGGGUUAUUUGUAACUAUUAUUGUAUAUAAAAAUUAAAUACAAUAUCCAUUUACUGUCAAAUGACUGUAAUACGAAUGAUAUUAUAAGGCAAUAAAUUACAGUUGAAUUUCUCGUUAA
Molecule: messenger RNA, 956 nt
Organism: Rhopalosiphum maidis (corn leaf aphid)
Lineage: Eukaryota; Metazoa; Arthropoda; Insecta; Hemiptera; Aphididae
Exons: 2
Coding region: 93-683 (196 amino acids)
Source: RefSeq, a predicted model, not a curated record